Menidia menidia (Atlantic silverside) is the source of this 1420-nucleotide messenger RNA. NCBI's taxonomy places the organism in Eukaryota, Metazoa, Chordata, Actinopteri, Atheriniformes, Atherinopsidae. The record is from the annotation of a GenBank genome assembly.
UACAUGCCAGGGUGUAAAAAUGCCAAACAAAUACGAAAACGGGAAAUGUCUUUAGCAGUUACCAAUGUUUUAAAAAUCCCAGGAAUUUCUGGGUUAUUAAUUGUUUUUCAGUGAACUGAAAACGUACUAGCGAAAUAAAUAGUCAUUUAUACAUAUUAACGUUCAGGCGACAAGGGAGGGGGUUUCAUUCGGGGAAUUAAAAAGGUCCUCGCAGUUGCUUUGCUAACAAAGCAGGUAACAAAAUGUCGGGAGAGGUAUAUCUCUUCUGGCUUCUGUCGCUGCUGCAGACGCUGUCGGCGUAUGGGUCUGACCUGACAUCUGAGGCAUGCAGGGAGCUGGGCUUCUCCAGCAACCUGCUGUGUAGCUCCUGUGACCUGCUCGGGGAGUUCAGCCUCAUCAAGCUCCAGCCCAACUGUCGGCAGUGCUGCCAGCAGGAGGCCCAGAUGGAAACGCGCAAGGCGCCAUCCUCGAGGUGUGCGGAUGAAAAUUGGGGAGGUUCCCCCAAGUCCAAGAGCGACAAGCCGAAGAUGUUCAAGGGUCUUCAGAUCAAGUACGUCAGAGGCUCAGAUCCUGUGCUUAAGCUUUUGGACGAUAACGGGAACAUCGCUGAGGAGCUCAGCAUCCUAAAAUGGAACACGGACAGCGUUGAGGAGUUUUUGAGCGAGAAGUUAGAUCGAAUAUAGAUGUUAAGAGUUCACUUUUUUCCUCCAUUUUUUUAUGUUAUGAAUACAAAAGUUACCAGAAGCAGGAAAGCUUUUUCUUUUUUUUUAUGCUUUUUUUUUUUUUUCAAUCUGUGUCAAUUGACCAUGUAGUUCUUUAUAGAUUUUCACACAAACUGGCCUUGAUAGAUGUUGAAGGCACUGGUCCAAAUGGCUGUUGUUUUUUUGUUUUGUUUUUUAUUUUGUAUGAAUUUCAUUAAUUACUUUUCCAAGUGACUCAUAUCUGAUGCUGGGAACUUUCAAAGAGCAUAACUGUAAUUUUCACAAUUGAAUUGUAGUUUAGUUUGAAAAAAAGAUCCCUCUGUGUUUCUGAUAUUCUUGUAUAAUUAUUUUUUAUAAUGCUCAACGUUGCGAAUGAUGGAGGUUGGAAAAGCAAAUGAAGCCAUGUUCCUCUUCAGGCGCAGAUGUUUUUGCUGAGGCACACGUUAGUGAAGAACUCACACGAAACCAGUUCUGGGAUGUGAGCUCUGAUGUGAAUUUGUGUAUUUUCGGCAUCUUCUGCCUUGAAGAGAAACUGUAUUUUGCUUCGGAGGCUUGUUUACAAGCUGGGCAAUGGUUAUAAAUAUGCAGCAAUAAAACCAUUAAAAAAAAUUCUCUGGUAGAUUUUUCUGUCAACAUCGUGUCCUUAUUUUUUCUCAAUAAAAACAAGCACAAAAAGCUCAAAACAUGGUUUCUGACUGCUACUCUUGUUCAAAUCAGAC